AUGGAGAAGAGCAUAGAGGAAGAGGGAAGAAGAAAUGAAGGGGAGCGUGGCACGACAGAGUGCACGUUGGUCUCCGUGCGCCUUUCCUACGUUUGGAGCAGCCCCAGAGCACUCUCCAAGGCAGCCAGCCACACACACACACACACAGAGACACUCCGUAACCAACUCGCCAAGACGAUCUAUUCACAACGGUCACGGAGACGGCACGAGAAGAAACGAAAAGCCCAAGGGCCCAGCCAAGCACCACAUAAAAUUUACCCACACCUCGGUCAGUACAUUUGGCUUCCUUCACGAUCGCUCGUAUUUCACCGGCCCCUCUCCUCCAACGAGAUGCACACAGUCCCUAGCGACGGCGUGUUGAGGGCGGCGGAAAGUACACAUCUCAUCGCACCCUCAGCCGCCGCGCAGGAGAUCGCCGCUCCAGCUCCUUCUCCUGCUGCUGUUGUUGUCGCGUCUAUUGAGGGCUGCUCUUUCCUGACUGUAUCUUCUCGCUGCAGCUG
Molecule: messenger RNA, 500 nt
Organism: Trypanosoma grayi
Lineage: Eukaryota; Euglenozoa; Kinetoplastea; Trypanosomatida; Trypanosomatidae
Exons: 1
Source: RefSeq, a predicted model, not a curated record